Molecule: messenger RNA, 5360 nt
Organism: Xenopus laevis (African clawed frog)
Lineage: Eukaryota; Metazoa; Chordata; Amphibia; Anura; Pipidae
Gene: znf609.L
Product: zinc finger protein 609 L homeolog
Exons: 10
Coding region: 437-4738 (1433 amino acids)
Biological process (GO): regulation of transcription by RNA polymerase II
Cellular component (GO): nucleus
Source: RefSeq, a predicted model, not a curated record
GUGACCCCGGUCGGAUCAGUGGGCGUGUCCCCGGCAGCGCCGGAAGCGUAAUUUUGUUCUUGGCCCGAAUCUGGUUGCGGCCUGUGCGUACGUUUCAGCCUGACCCUGGAAUAAUUGUGUCCCUGACAAAGUGUGGGGGAGGGAGUAGGGAUGGGUGCUACCCGGGUUCCGGGUGACAGGUUCCCUGGGAGCUCAUCGGGAUAGUACAAGAUGGAGGACACUUGAGGCCGGAGGAUGAGAUCCCGAGUACUUGGUAAAAAUGUUGUCUCUUCAGUCACCCAGUGCUGUAUUUCUGUAGCGUGGACAUCCUGGGAAUAAUCUGCUGUCCUGCACACCAGUGUUUCUUUGCAUCACGUGGACCCUGGAAAGUAGAGGGGCUGGCGAAGUAUCAAAUCCUGGAACAAUUUAAGGCCGCAGGAGGGUGCGUGCACUUAAGAUGUCCUUGAGCAGUGGCGCACCAGGAGGGAAAGGUCUGGACACAAAUCCGGUGGAGACCUACGACAGUGGUGAUGAAUGGGAUAUUGGAGUGGGAAAUCUGAUCAUUGAUUUGGAUGCUGAUCUAGAGAAAGACCAGCAAAAACUCGAGAUGUCUGGCUCCAAGGAGGUGGGCUUGCCAGCCCCGAAUGCAGUAGCCACUCUGCCAGACAACAUUAAGUUUGUGACACCAGUUCCCAGUGGUCAAAGCAAGGAGUCUAAAUCAAAAUCAAAAAGAAGCAAAAGCAGCAAAGAUGGAAGUCGAAGUAAUCAAGCCUCCUCUGGACUGUUCCCAACUGGGGAGGCCAACAAGAAAGAGGCAGGAGGACGGUCUGUGGAAAGUGGAAAUAGUUCUGGAACCCCGUCUGUCUCUGUGGCUCCUUCCAAGAACAGUGAAAAAUCUAGCAAGGCUUCCCGCAUUUCUUCCAGCUCCAAGAAGGAGAGUGGAAAGGCAAAAAAAGACAAAAGUGAGGUAGGAGUUGGUGGUGAGAAAGAGCCUUCUGCAGUUCUACAGCCAACACAAGGAAUGGUGGGUAGAGGAGUAGCCUUGCAAGAGGCAGCAGGGGCUGCAGUGGACCAUUUAGGAGGGGGAAUGACUGUGGAUGGUGGAAGCACUCUUAAUGUAGCAGGGAUUAAAACUGAACCUGAGGAUCAAGAAGCAGAAAAUCGUGGCUUGAAGAAAAUUAAAGCAGAAGUGAUGGACUCUCCAGGUUGUGCUUCUUCUGGUCUCCCUCUGCAUCUACUUCCAAUGGUGAGCAGUGACAUAUCUUCCCCAUGUGAACAGAUCAUGGUGCGCACACGAUCAGUGGGUGUCAAUACAAGUGAUGUAGCCCUGGCUACUGAACCAGAAUGCCUGGGGCCUUGUGAGCCGGGCACCAGUGUUAACCUGGAAGGCAUUGUGUGGCAGGAGACUGAAGAUGGAAUGUUGGUUGUUAAUGUGACUUGGAGAAACAAAACCUAUGUAGGUACCCUGCUGGACUGCACACGUCAUGACUGGGCUCCCCCAAGAUUCUGCGACUCUCCCACCAGUGACUUGGAGAUGCGGAAUGGACGGGGGCGGGGCAAACGCAUGCGUCCUAGCAGCAAUGCUCCUCUCACAGAAACAGUGACUGUGCCAGAUAACAAAGGAGCUAGCAGUAGCAGCAGUAGCAGCAGCAAGACACGUGCUGGGACAAACAGCAAAGGGAGGAGGGGGAGCCAGAACUCAGGUGAACACCGCCCUCCUCCUUGUGGUACCACAGAUGACAUCAAAGCUAGUCCAUCUUCUGCCAGUAAGCGCAAAAGUAAGCCCCCUUCUGACAUGGAACUUACCUCUAGCUCAGAAGAUUCUAAAGGAAGCAAGCGUGCACGUACCAAUUCAAUGGGUUCCUCCUCAGCACCUGUGUCAUUGCCUUUAACGGUGCCACUUAGCACUAUCAAGGUAGAGCCUGCAACACUUGAUCGCAAUUGUUCAUCUCCAGUUCUCAUUGACUGUCCCCAUCCUAAUUGUAAUAAAAAGUACAAGCACAUCAACGGCCUGAAAUAUCAUCAGGCACAUGCACACACUGAUGAUGACAGUAAGCCAGAAGCUGAUGGUGAUAGUGAGUGUGGAGAGGAGCCUCAUCUUCACCUGGACAUUGGAGGAUGCAAUGGCACUUUUGCAUCUCAGAAAGGGUCUCUCUCUCCUGCGCGUUCUGCUACUCCCAAGGCCCGCUUAACUGAACCACACAGUCCAACGUUACCUGGCAAAUAUGGAAGCAAGGCAGUUUGUAAAAAGAAAGUGGGGGCAGAGGGUGACACAGAUCCUGGAGCUCUUUCUAAUGAUGGAUCAGAGGAUGGGCCACUAGCUACAGAUGACACCAGCAAUGAUGGCUUUGAGCUUCAGGAAAAAAGUUUGGCAGAAAAAGAUGCAGCCAAAAAAGGAGGCAUAAGCGCCAAGACUGAGAAGCCACCUGCCUCUAAAAGUGUAAAGUCUGCACGUCCAAUUGCACCAGCUAUAGUGCCUCAACCAAUGUAUACCUUUCAAGCAACCACCUUUACUGCCUCCAGUCCUGGCUCUACAACUGGCAUAACAACCACUGUGGUGCAAGCUAUGCCAGCUAGCCCUCAGCUUAAACCUAUUCAGCCGAAACCCACAGUUAUGGGAGAACCCUCUGGUAUCAAUCCUGCUUUGACGCCAUCUAGGGAUAAGAAAAAGAAGGAUAAAAAGAAGAAAGAGUCCAGGGAGGAGGAAAGCCCUGGCCCAUCCAUCAAGUCAGGCCGUCCAGAGGAAGGAAAAAGCCCUUAUGGAGAAGGGAUGGGGGAUUCUUCAAAUAAAGCUGAUGGGCUCCUCAAUGGCUCUGAUGCUCACCAGAAUCGCCUAGCCAGCAUUAAAGCUGAGGCUGAUAAAAUUUACAGCUUUACAGACAAUGCUCCAAGUCCAUCAAUUGGUUCAGGAAGUACAUCAAGUAGAAUAGAGAAUCCAAGUCCAGGCCAACCAAUGACCCCUCUGCAUGUUGUAACCCAAAAUGGCGCUGAAGGUACUUCAGCAAAAACAAACAGUCCUGCAUACUCUGAUAUCUCUGAUGCAGGAGAUGAUGGUGAGGGUAAAUUAGAUGGCACCAAAGUCAAAGACCCAGAUAUGAUGGUAAAAGAGGGUGCCAAAAAAACACUCUUUGCACAGCAGCCACAAAGCAAAGACUCCCCAUACUACCAGAACUUUGAGACCUAUUACUCCCCUAAUUAUGCACAUUCCAGUCCCAGUGCCAUAAAUCCCACUGCUCAAGCUGCAUCAGAGAGCCAGCCCCUCAAGGUAAAGAAGGAAGAGGAUCUAGAAGUUACAGAAGUAAAAAUGAAAAUAGAACCACCUGAAGAGAAGAAGCCAGAACUAACCAGCACAAGCCAACAACCGUCUGUGAUUCAGCAAAGGUCUAACAUGUACAUGCAGUCGCUCUAUUACAACCAAUAUGCCUACGUGCCUCCUUAUGGCUAUAGUGACCAAGGGUACCAUGCACACAUGCUCAGUACUAAUCCAACAUAUCGGCAGCAUUAUGAAGAGCAACAGAAACAACGACAGAGUUUAGAGCAGCAACGCAGCAGUGAGAAAAAAGCAGAAAUUGCAGUAAGGGAAAGAGAAAGAGAAAGCUCAAUUAAAGAUGAAUGGAAGCAUAAAUCUGUGCCCCCAACGCUAACAAAGGCCCCAAGCCUUACUGACCUGGGGAAAUCUGGGAGCAGCAAGGCCAAGGAACUGGGGACUGGUUCAGACUCUGGAAAGUCAGUGAUCAUCCCCAAGCCAGAGGAAUCUGUAAAGGUGCCUUUACAGCAAGGAGAGGGGUUAAAGGCAAAAGUGUCAGAAGGUGGUGGGCAUGCGGGGAAGGAUAUAGCUGAAGCUAAAUCUGUUGGAGAAUGUAAUCGCCAAGCUGGUCUCGAUCCUGCCCUGUGGUAUAGACAGCAGGAGGCUGAUUCACGAUUGUGGACAUAUGUAUACCCCAAGUACUCAGACCCCUUAAAAUCUGAGGAUGAACGAUGGAAGGAAGAGAGAGAACGGAAGGCCAAAGAGGAGCGAGCUCGGAGUAAGGAGGCCUCCUCUAAGGAUGAUGGCAAAGAGGGGGUGAGUGGGGAUGUCAAGGGACUACCAGGCACAGAGGACCUCAGAGGGCUGCCUAAGGACCAUCGAACAAGCACCCAUGUUCCAGUUUCAUCACCCCUCACACAGCAUCAAUCGUACAUCCCCUACAUGCACGGCUAUACCUACAGUCAAGCAUACGACCCCAACCAUCCAAGCUACCGUGGCAUGCCUGCUGUCAUGAUGCAGAACUACCCAGGAUCAUAUCUACCCCCAAGUUAUUCUUUUUCUCCUUAUGGAAACAAAAUUAGCAGCAAUGAAGAAUCUGAUAAGUCAAGAGCCAGCCCAAGUGUCAGUUGCAAACCAACCUCAGAGUCCAAAGCCUUGGACAUUUUGCAGCAACAUGCGAGCCAUUACAAGAGCAAAUCACCUACGAUAACAGACAAAUCCCCCCAGGAUCGAGAUCGAAGUGGCUGCAGUAUACCUGGGAGCACUGCUGGUUCAGUAGGUGGAUGCAGUAGCAUGGGUGCUCCAGAUAGAGGAGGGGACAGGAGUUCAGAAAGGCCUCGCACUUCCCCUUCCCAGCGUUUAAUGUCCACACAUCACCACCACCAUCACCUAGGGUAUUCUCUGCUGCCUGCCCAGUAUCCAGUACCCUACACAGCUGGCCUGGCUUCUACAGCCAUUGUGGCCAGUCAGCAGAGCUCAGCCCCUUCACUAUAUCCACCCCCCAGGAGGUGAAACUGGAGUUGACACCAAUUCCCUGUGUACACCAGGUCAUGUGACUGGAUCACAGGGCAUCAUGGGAACAAUAAUCUGUGCAUCAGUUAAAUGGUGUUGGAGACUGUCUGCAGCAAGAAUUUUCUGCACAAGCCUUUAGUUUCCUGCUCUGAUUCCAGACACCUAAAUCAGUUCCACCAUCUUAGCUCUUAACAGCAUCUACCUUCCAGAGACAUGGUCUGUAUUUAUUCAAGUUUGCCUCCAGCAAUAAAUGAGGCCUACAUGGAAAGUUGUCUGGAUUUUUCAAAACGUGCCCAGGAGGUUUUCUACAUAUUCCGCAUUCAGCAUAUUGUUCAUGAAACGGCACCCUAUGGGCCCUGGGCUGGUGUCCUCUGGUCACAAACUUCUGUUUCAAUUUUGUUCCACCCUUUCAUGUUAAACAAAAAAUAAUUUGUUUUAUCCUUAAUAAUACACUCCACCAGUCAGCCUGUGAACAUUUUUCCCUGUAUCAUCUUCGAGUCAAGGUGGGAUUUACAUCUUUCCAGACUGUAAAGUGGGGUGGGCAUGUGAUAUUAAUAAGAUAAAUCGUUUUAUAUUUGUCAGCUGUAUGAAAGUGAAGAAACAGGGACAUUUGUUUUGUGUA